Messenger RNA from Lingula anatina, 1244 nucleotides. RefSeq lists its product as uncharacterized. The record is from RefSeq and is a predicted model, not a curated record. NCBI's taxonomy places the organism in Eukaryota, Metazoa, Brachiopoda, Lingulata, Lingulida, Lingulidae.
AUGGAACUGUGUUGUACUUACCUUGAAUAUGUAGAUGCCCGUGGUGGUCGUGGUGGUGGUGCUCGUGGAGGCAGUCGUUCACGAGGGAGUUCCAGAUCACGGUCCAGUUCAAGUUUAAGUCGUACCAGAAGCAGCACAUGGUGGAAAACAGCAGCAGCAGUGGGCACAGUGUAUGGCCUGUCACGGUACCAAAGACGAAGAAGAUACAAGAUGGACCCAGACAGAGAGCCCACACGUUGUUAUAACAGCGCUAGGAGGUUCCAGGAAAAUGGAUCACUUUUUAACGAGUUUAUCUGCCCUGAGUGGGACCAGCCUGAUGAGCUGGAGUAUUGCUGUGGACCAGAGCUGCAGCAGUACUGUUGUGGCUUUUGGGAUGAUGGUGGUCGAGUGGCAGGUGUUGUAAUAGGAAUAUUGAUUGCUGUAACUCUCGUCAUUGGAUGCAUUGCUUGCUGUUGUUGUCAGGCAAGGAAGAGGAGAGCUUCAUGUAAAUCCACCACCACAGGAACUACAGAAAUGACAAGUUAUCCCAGUAGUGUACCAACCUAUCAACCUCAGAUGGCUCAGCCUCCCCCAGCAUAUCCUCUGAAUCCUACAGAUGAAACCAGCCAACCGCUUAUGAGCAGCUCAGGUGAAAAGGAUGCCUCUGGUCCAGGCUUCUCCCCCUAUCCACCCACUGACCAACCUGGUUACCCCCCUCAGCCAUACCCCCCACAGCCUUAUCCACCUCCUGCAGGGUUUAACACAGGAGACAAUCCUCCCUACCCAGUGGCUCCCCCACCCCCAUAUGAUAACUACAAGCAGUAGACCUGUGAUGAAUGCAGUGCAUGAAGCAGCCAGAAGAGGGCAGCACUGCACUAAGUCUACAAGACAUGCAUAGCAUACCAUGUGUGAGAUGAAGAAACAUAUGCCUUUCCGUGAUGUUUUUUUUUUUUCAAUGACAAUAAAUCAGAACUUUUAUUUGCAUAAUUUUUAACAAAUUAUUAAAGACUACCUCUUGUGGAGGUAAGGAUAAAAGGCCCGUAUUGACCCUGUAGAUAUAUCUUCAGUUCUGUUUCUGUGCUUGUAGUUUUCCACAGAUUUUUCACGGCUGUACAUUUGUACUCCCAUCAUUAAUGAUAAGACAAGAAAAUCUGUUUUAUGGUACUUAAUGUUGUUGCAAAGAAUUGAAGCUACCAAAUUUCUUCACUAUGAAGUAAAUAAGGUGGCACUAUAUAUAUAUAUAUAUAUAUAUAUAUAUAUAUAUA